GGCCAUUGGCCCUGGCUGCAUCGGCUGAAGUUAGUAGCCAAUCCGCGCAUUAGUCAUGGCCCAAUUUCCCUAUUCAUAAAUAUAUAAAAAAGACAAAAAGGCUGAUGAAGAUGAUGAGAUCAGCAGUCAGAAGGCGCUCCGGGAGACCAACAAACGAUUUUCGUAGAACUAGGGCCUAGAGGCAUUCUUUUUAUAAAUUUAAAUAACAAUGCCUACUUUAAAGUUUAAAAUUAAAAAAUAACAUGUCGUACGUCUGUACUUCGAUUUAUUAUAUCAAAAAAGAUAAAAUUAAUAUGAAAAAUGAAAUUUAUUUAGAAUCCGUAGUUAUAAAUAAGAUGAAAUAAUAACAAUAUUUUUUUGUAUUUUUAUUGAUUUCCGUGUUUUCCUGUUGAAUUCACUUUUUUGUUUAUUUCUCCCAUUAUGAAGUUAAAGCUUAUAUGCAGCCUUGUCUUUAGUGAUAUUAAAUCCACAGAUAUUAUUUUCUAUAGAUCGGCAUAUAAUACAUCUAUGAGAUCGGCAAUGCAAAAGAGACAGAGAUGUCAAAUGUCAGUGUCGUAUUAUGCUGACAUAUCAGCAGUUAAUUUUGCCUUGCAGCAGAGUAUACUUAAUUUUUUGUUGAUUUAAACGUAAAUACUUUGGUCAUAUAUAGUUAAGCUUACAAGAAUGAUAAUUAUUAAAUAUCAAAAAUAUAGUAUUAUGUCUAAAUACUGUGGAACAAGUGGUGGUAAAGGAAAUUUUGGAAUGUUUUCUGAACGAGACAAAAAAAUCUGCGCAGCUGGCGUACCAACUUCACAGCACUCGAAUUAUGUAGCGAGCUCUCUUGAACAUUAUUUGAUGCAAGAAGAAGUUGACGCUCUGUUGAGUGAUUCCAUAAUUCCUUCUGUAAAGCCACAAAAAUUGCUACCCUUACGUCGUCCACCCAUUAAAGAUAUGCGAAAUGCUGGACCUUUUACUGAAGCAGCGACACUUAUAAAUCCACCGAACAAAACCAAAUUUGAGACUUUGAUUGAUGAUUUCAAAGAGACUUGUUAUGCAUCAUAUUGGAAAAAAACUGUUGGGAAAGUAUCAGAUCCAGUUCCAAUCUUACCUCAUGGAUUUAAUGUAAUGACAACUUUAGGAAAAAAGUUACCACCAUGUGAGCAGUUAUAUGAUGUUGUUAUGCCAAAAGUGCCUUUACCCGACAAAACACCGUUAUCAAAAAGCCCUGGAUAUCAGACGAAUCGUAAAUAUUGUGCUCCAGGUUAUAAUCCUAACAUGACAUUCGGAACGAAAGUUAAUGUAGAUCCUAGAGGUAAAUUUGUUAAAUCCUGUUUACACUAUGAGAAUAUUAAACAAGGCAACUUUAUGAAAAUACCUGCAAGCACGGUUUUAUCUAACUUUCAGGAUCGUAAACGUUCUCAGUUAAGUAUUGCCAUGGAACCGAAUCAUAACAUAAGCUGUUUACGAAAAGGAUAUGCAUUUGGAGAUCUUCAACCGCCCAGUAACGUUGUGGAAUGCCUAACGACAUGCGACUUGAACCCCGACCGACAAUUUUACUUGAAAUGUCUUGCUCAUCUUAAUAUUGUUAGAAAAUUUCUGUCAAAAAGAUUUGAAAGCACAUUUUUCAGAAGAUUCUAUUUAAAUCUGAGAUAUUGUGACGAAAGCAAGACGGGAUGGCUUCCAAAAGAAAUCGUCUAUAAAUAUUGUAAUGAUAUAUUGAUAAGAAUUAAUCCUACCCUAUUGGAACCUUUACUUUCUAUGUGGAAUGCUUUUAAUGGCACGAACAUUGAAUAUAAUAUCUUUACCAAUAUUAUAAACUUCACGCUUGUAACUCCAGAAUUACCGAAAGUAUGGGAUGUUUCUGAAAGUUGUUUAGAUUUUCGGACUACAUACAAAGAGAUGGUUAAGCCAGAUCAAGAAGUUUAUAAUAGACGAAUGGCUGGAUUACCGUCGGGGAGAUAUUUUGAUAAAGAUAAUCCAGUGACACCCAAUGGAUAUUCUAGUGCAGACAGAAUAUGUUUACCUCAUGAGUCUGAUGCUAAAAUAUGCUUAAACCCAAGUGUGAUGACAUUACUAGGAGUAAGUCACCGAGAUAUGUAUGCCAAACGUGACAAGGACACAGUAAGAAAAGUAUUUGAAAGAGCCGGUGAAAAGUUUGAUGAUGAUCAGUUUAAUGUUAUAUGGGAUAAUUCGAGAAAAUACCAUUUACAUGGUUGGGUUUCUUUUGAAACAUUUCGUCGUAGCGUCAUAGAAGUAACGGCCAAAGUAACAAAAUAAUUGAUGUCAGCUACCUUACUAACUUACCUUUAAUUACUUUAAGUGAUAAUGGUGAAGCGUAAUUUGUU
Chilo suppressalis (striped riceborer) is the source of this 2324-nucleotide messenger RNA. The record is from the annotation of a GenBank genome assembly. Lineage: Eukaryota; Metazoa; Arthropoda; Insecta; Lepidoptera; Crambidae.